UAACAGUGCUAUUUGUGUUAAAAAGAAUAUAAAAAAUGGUUUGGUCAAGAAGUUUAGUAAGCAUUUCUCAGAAGAUAGUAUCAACUUUACAUUGUUCUCAUGGAUUGCUUAGAAGUUCAAAGAUUGGAUCUUCACUUCACUCAAAAUCCUUAUUAUUAACAAAUAAACCAAUGAUAAAACCAUUUUUAUUUAGAACAUUUGCCACAAAACAAACAGAAGGAGAUAGAGACCUUGUAAACUUCCUUAAAGAGGAGAUAUCUUAUGAACAAGAUAAUUUGUCCGAAUUGCCAAAAUUUAAAGACUUUAAGGUUCAAAUUUCAGGAACAGAAGUAAAACUAUUCAGAAAUCUAAAUAAUGAAAAAAUUGAGGUUGAGUUUGAUAUCAAUGAAAAUGUAAAUAUUGAUGAAGGUAUUUUAAAAGAAGAUGGAGAUGAAAGUGAAGAAAAUUCUGAAGAUCAUGAAAUAACAUCAUAUCCAUCAUUUUCUGUAAAAAUUACCAAACCAUCUGGUAAAGUAUUACAUUUUAAUUGUGUUUAUAAUACAAACCAUAAUGAAGAAUUAGAUGUGGAAAGUGAAGAAGAUGAGCAAUUUGAAUUGUUUCGCUUUGAAAAUGUCAAAGUAUACACAGACAGCGAAAAAAAUGUGUAUGAAGCAGAAACAGAAACAAUGGAUGGGGAUUUAUAUAGCAUGCUAAUGACGACAUUACUUGAACGAGGAGUCGACGGUGUUUUUGUUAACAGCCUUCUUGAUCUAAGUACUACGCUUGAACACAAACAAUAUAUAUCAUUUUUGCAGAGUUUACAAGACUUUGCUGCUGGAAAGUAAAUUAUAAAUCUGUAACGCGUCAGUUUUGUAUAAAAAUAUAUUCUUAA
Hydra vulgaris (swiftwater hydra) is the source of this 871-nucleotide messenger RNA. Its product is annotated as complement component 1 Q subcomponent-binding protein, mitochondrial. The record is from RefSeq and is a predicted model, not a curated record. Lineage: Eukaryota; Metazoa; Cnidaria; Hydrozoa; Anthoathecata; Hydridae. Gene Ontology annotation, biological process: cytosolic ribosome assembly. Gene Ontology annotation, cellular component: mitochondrial matrix.